Orbilia oligospora ATCC 24927 is the source of this 453-nucleotide messenger RNA. RefSeq lists its product as uncharacterized. The coding region runs from base 1 to 453 and encodes 150 amino acids. The record is from RefSeq and is a predicted model, not a curated record. Lineage: Eukaryota; Fungi; Ascomycota; Orbiliomycetes; Orbiliales; Orbiliaceae. The transcript is spliced from 3 exons.
AUGGCACCAAAGAACCCCUCAGCAGAUGAUCAGUUCUUGUUUUUGAUCAGCUGUGUCAAAAACUCAAAUAACGGCAAGCCUGAUUUUAGUCUCGUAGCCAAGGAACGUGGAAUAGUAUCCAGAGGGGCAGCUGCAAAGCGAUUCUCGAGGAUGAUGGCAGCCCACGGGAUAUCUGGGUCAUUGUCAGGCGGACAGACAUCCCCUAAGAAGGGACUCAAGUCUUCGCCGAUGACUGAAGACGAGGAGGAAGAAAAGAGCGAAGAGUCGCAAGGAGUGAUCAAAUUUCAAGAGGUCAAGGCUGAAGAACUCGCGAAUACAUCCAAGAAACGUAAACGUGGAGGACAGCAACAACAGGCCCCUCGCAAACGGGCGGGUAGGAAAGCUAAGCCGGCACCUCUCUUCGAAGAGAAUGAAGAGGAAGAAGAGGAAGAGGAAACUAGAGAGGAUGAAUAG